AUGUACAAUACUGACAGGUUGUGUUCUACUACAUAUUGUACAAUACUGACAGGUUGUGUUAUCCUAGAAAUAGUUGUACUUGAUGUAGAACAUCUACAAGAGUUGUGUAUUACUACAUAUUGUACAAUACUGACAGGUUGUGUUAUCCUAGAGAUACUUGUACUUGAUGUAGAACAUCUACAAGAAUUGUGUUCUACUAGAGAUUGUACAAUAUUGACAGGUUGUGUUAUCCUAGAGAUACUUGUACUUGAUGUAGAACAUCUACAAGAGUUGUGUUCUACUAGAUAUUGUACAAUACUGACAGGUUGUGUUAUCCUAGAAAUAGUUGUACUUGAUGUAGAACAUCUACAAGAGUUGUGUAUUACUACAUAUUGUACAAUACUGACAGGUUGUGUUAUCUCCGAGAUACUUGUACUUGAUGUAGAACAUCUACAAGAAUGUUCGAAUGCGGUCAUUGUUAUUAGAGAAAAUACACAGUUAAUACACUACAAUCGAUGA
Lottia gigantea (owl limpet) is the source of this 498-nucleotide messenger RNA. RefSeq lists its product as hypothetical. The record is from RefSeq and is a predicted model, not a curated record. Lineage: Eukaryota; Metazoa; Mollusca; Gastropoda; Lottiidae. The transcript has 6 exons. Bases 1 to 498 code for a protein of 165 amino acids.